AAGUCUUAAGUGUUCAUCCUGUUAUGUAGAAAACUUCCACGAGCAAAGAUGUUACUUCUAGCCCCAUUUCUAAUCAUAAUUCUUUGUUUAACGUCAACGAUUAACGCACAAAACGCCUGUUCUCUUGACGUAUCCACAACUGACCUCAUAAUCCUAGACCAGUCUUACAAAAUCCGCCUUCCUGCCACCAAUAAAACUGAAAUCAGCUUGCGCUAUCAGGAAAAACUUUUGAUCAGAUGUCCCUCUGGAUCCAUAACUCCUUUGCUUUCUGAUGAUGGUGAAAAUACUCAGUGCGAUAAAGGCACAAUACUUCAGAUUCUCAGAAAUACGCGUUACAUUGACUUCUCCAGCAUCAAGUGCGUCCAAAAGCUUCCCGCUACCCUUAAAAUAAGCGAUGCGAAGUGUCAUAAUGGGGGCACUGACGUCCAAAUCGGACUCGAGAUGUUAAACGUAUUUACCGUAAUGUAUACAGUGUGUUUCGACCAAAAACAGCUCGUUCCCGUGAAUGCCACCUUCAACGUUCCAAUUGACCAAUGGGGAGCGUUUUCUAGUGAAACAACAGAUCACUAUUUUGUCGAUGACGGUCAUUUGUACCCGGACGUCGACUUGGACGCGCUUUACGAAAGGCAGGAUCAGAUAUUUACAAACUGGGGACUUCCCGAAUACCACACUAACGAGAGUUUUUUGAUAAAAGGGCAACUUUUACCGAGCUAUCUCUUUUCGUAUUCGCUGGAAAAAUACGCAGCUUUUAAUUAUGCGAAUGUCGUGCCACAAUGGAGUACGCUUCGGAACGUGUUUGCUGAAUUUGUUAACAAUUUUGUUAGUGAGAGAGGGAUAAAUGCCACAGUGUACCAAGUUGGCACUCUGGAUGUGGCUACACUGCAAAGUUCUCAAAAAGGGACGGUGAAGCUGUUUUUGGGGGUAUCUAAGACAAUACCUGUACCGAGAUGGUUGUGGUUCACGCAGCCGGACAGUUUUACGAUUUAUGGCUUCAAUAAUCCGUAUUACGAAGAAGCAGACGUGGAAGCUGAAUUUAAAGAAUUGUGUAUGUUGCCGUUUUCGUUUGAGAAGUUUAAAGAUAUGUUGGUUGGAGUAUGUGGCGGUGAUCCAAAUGUAUAGCGUUCACGGGGUGUACUUGACUUCGUGCUUGUUGCGACAAUAAAUCAAUGACGAAGA
Zophobas morio is the source of this 1176-nucleotide messenger RNA. RefSeq lists its product as uncharacterized. Bases 49 to 1119 code for a protein of 356 amino acids. The record is from RefSeq and is a predicted model, not a curated record. NCBI's taxonomy places the organism in Eukaryota, Metazoa, Arthropoda, Insecta, Coleoptera, Tenebrionidae. The transcript has 2 exons. Gene Ontology annotation, molecular function: hydrolase activity; metal ion binding; nucleic acid binding.